AUGAUACAUUUUACUGACAAAGAUGGAAACUGAAUACGUGAUAGCUGGGUUUGCUUGGAAACCUGAGGCUCACAUGAACACGAAACAAGUGGAACUUCUAAUAAGCAAAGCGGAGGAUAUCUAUCAGGACCAUUUUGAUCGCAACGAUGUUCUGGUUCACAGUGUGAAAUAUUCAACUUACAAUUUGGAGCAGUGGAAUUCAGACGGAGGAAGCUUUUGUGUCUGUCCAUCUCUUGAACCAGGAGUUUAUCAUUUCGUAUUUCGCGUGGACAAUGGUGAAGAAAAAGAAUUGAAAAUUUCUGAUUAUUACGAUCGAACCUUUUUGGGCAAUGGCCGUGCAGUGAAUUACAUCGAACUUAUGAAGUGUUCAAAUACAGAUAAACCAGCUGUGGUUAACAGCAACAGAAAAUCAACGCGAUCAUAUGUUGACGCCUCAAAUGUGACUCAAUCCAUAAGCAGUGAAAGAAGCCACCUGGACAAGAAGAGUAAUGGCAGUACAAACUCAUAUUCCCAGCAUGACUCUCAACGUAGAUCGUGCACUUUGUUAUAGCUAAAAUUUGUCUUUGAUAAUUCCUCCAAAUGGUUUACUUACUGACAGAGACUUUGGCUACCUCUUGCCGGCAAGGUGAUAUUCAAGAUACCAUUAGUCCAUUUGCAGGCCUUGUUAGUUGUGUGGUAAAUCAUGAUAUCUUGUAACACUCAAAUUACUUUACCUUUUUUUUAGUAUUAAUAGUUGUUUCCUUUUUAUGUUUAUGAUGAAAUGAUUGACAGAUUUUGUCACUGGCAAUUUUAAGCACAGGAUUUUUAUUGUUUAGGGAAAUGCAAGAACAUGAUAGAAUUUUAACUUGUGUCAUUCAAAAAUGUUAUUAUGGAAAUCAUGGAAAUUUUAUGAAAGGCCGAUAACAAACAAGUUAGGGAUAAAUUUAAAUGUAGAAUGAUCAAGCUCCUUUUAUGGGUCUUUUAGCUGAACAAAUGUAUCUCUAAAUCAGGAUUUAGACUAAAAAUGUUAAGUAAAAAUGGAGAACUCCUUUGGUGGACCAUGGAGGUGAAGAGAACUGGAUAAGGAUCUGUUGAAAGAUUGGAGGAAAUUACUCUGAUUAGAUAGGAUAGGAUUUGGUGAUGUUAACUACUAUGGACUCUUAACCAUGUACAUGUAGAUCAGAUUUUAUCAAGAAGUGGGUAUUUCAUUUUAUUUUUUACAAUAUGUAUUAUUAGGAGAAAUAUCAUCAAAAGUAGUAUGAUCUGUGUACAUGUAGGAAAAAAUAAUGAUGUGCAAAAUUGGGAAGUGAGGUUUGUUGAUUACCUGUGCUGUAUGAGUAAAUUACUAACACUGACCAACAGUAGAACUUCUUUUUGCAGGUGUUUUUUCAUUACACUAACUAAUCAGUGAUUUAGCAUUUCAAGCAUUAUACCCUAGUUGCAUGCAUAUACUAGGCAACAGUUAAAGUGCUGCUCCAUGCCACAUCAAUCCUUCAAACAGGCUAUGCAAAAUAGUAUGCAAGAAAUUUGGCAAUAAUUAUUCUGCCAUUACAGCAUUACAGCUCAACAUGGAAAGGGAUACCAUGGCAUUUGGAUACUAUGUCAUUUAAAUCUACAUACCUGUAGAAUCGCUUCAGUCAUCUAAAAUUUCAAUUUUUAACAAAUUUACGUUUUGUUAUUGUUUUAUGUGUUCAUGAUGAUCACAUUAGCAAUAAUUUAUCUGAACAACCUGUGCUCAUCAGGUUGUUUUUCUAGCUAAUGCAUCUUUGCAUUGCCAUUUACAUCUAUGAACGUUACUCUGAUUGAAUGCUAUCACUACUUUGUUCACCCUGUAGCUAGAACAAUGUUUGUUUUCUUUUUUGUUUCUGAGGAAACAAAACAAAAAUAUUGGUAAUUAUUACAACCUACAGAUACCAAAAAAGUUAUUUACUACAACAUUUGAGAAAACAAAGACCCUAUGUUUACAUAAUUGUCCAAAACAUGUUUCCUCAACACGGUGAGCCAGACUGAGACAAUAAUGACCUGAAAUAACAAAUAGACCAGAAUGGAUGAGAACGAAGCAUAAUGUUCAGGACUAACCAGCAAAUAGCCUCAAGAAUGAAGAAAACACCCUACCACGAAUGAACCAAAUAACGCAGUGAACAAUACAGUCAGUGUAUCUCAGACUGUCUCAGCAUGCCAGAAGUUUUCAGGAGAGUGUCAAGAUUGUCUCUUUUUUUGGGGGG
This is a messenger RNA of Orbicella faveolata, 2204 nucleotides long. RefSeq lists its product as uncharacterized. The record is from RefSeq and is a predicted model, not a curated record. NCBI's taxonomy places the organism in Eukaryota, Metazoa, Cnidaria, Anthozoa, Scleractinia, Merulinidae.